CUCUCUCUCUUGUUUCCCUUGAAUCUGCUGAAAGACCAAACUACUUCCUCUGCGUGCACGACAAUGAAACCGUGGGGUUGGAACAGUGGCAGGCAAGUGCCUCCUUUCAGAGACGAGCCACCUUCUUCCACCACCAGGGCCUCUGGAGUCCAGGGCUCAGUGCCUUCGAACUGCACAGUAAAAAAGGCUUUUUCAUCAUUCUCACCUCAUCCGGUGUUAAAGUUGCAAAGUAUGAUUAUUCAGAAGAAUUCAAACGUUUGAGUAGCUUUAGUAUUGAAGAACUCAGCGCGCCUGUGCCUUAUCGAAGGAUGUGUGAAUGGAGAUACGAAUCUUGUGCUAGCCCCUGUGUUAAAACCUGUAGUGAUCCUGAAGGAAUCACAUGUAAAUUCCUUCCUCCGGUUGAAGGAUGCUUGCCGUACUGUCCCAAAAACAUGAUCCUUGAUGAGAUCACACUUAGAUGUGUUUAUCCAGAAGACUGCAUACCUGUGAUGCCUACAGCAUCAGCAGCUGGAACAAAACCUUCACUGUCAAUCACUCACACGGGUGCUACCAUGGAGAGAUUUCCUCAGACACCUCUGUUGUUGGUUACUUCGGGGACCGAGCCAACUCGUGCCGGUGUGACAGACAAAACGAGCGGGAAGGCAACCACACCUUUCAGGGGAAUGGAUGUGUCGCCACGGUCCCUUGCAGACCUCUACUCGUUGGAAGCAACUAAUGCAGCCACCUAUGCAACGUUGUCAUUACCAAGAAAACAGAGUUCUUCAGUAAGUUCUUCAGAAGAAGAUGGAACAGUAUCAGCCAUAUCAGCUGGAAUCAUCACUCAAUCCACUACUCCAAUGACCACAAACACAGCAGUUAAUGCUACAUCCUUAAAAGCACCUUAUAUUUUUGCAAAAAUACCACCUAGCUCUUCAGCGGGUUUAUUAGUUGCUUCUGGCACUACUGUAGCCUCUAGGAUUGCUACAAGACCUGCUGAUUCUUCUAUUGCCAAUCUGAAGUUUUAUAUGGCUUCAACUUCAGUCCCUUCAACCAUAGAAACACCCAUGCAUGUGUCACAGAAAUCUUUAUUUACACCUGCAAUGACUCAAACUUCACAGAGCACUAAAGAAACUAAAAAAAUUAUGAUCAUGACAACUGGUACUACAGCUCCCUUAUCACAGACAAAGAGUACCUCAUUUGAAAGAACUGUGGAUAUUUUAGAAACUGGUCAGACUUCAUAUGAGCAAAGAAAUGUUACCAAGACAAAGUCAACAACAACUGAGAGAUCUUCCCUGCAUUAUUUGGCAGUAUCUGCAGUUCAGAGCUUACCUUUUCCAAGGAAUACCACCUCAGUAAGAGAUCUCUCUCUUUCUAGAGUCCCGGACCAUACAGCAUCGUAUGGGUACAAAAUCCCAACACAGAAAACCAUUAAGCCUUAUUUCAGUUUAACAGAGCCCACAGAGCUGCAGACCAGAACUGCAAUAGAUUUAUCUCAUUCUAGUGGUGGAAGGGCUCUGCCCUCCUCUUCAUUGCCUGUGGAAACACAUACUUCUCUGACAAGCAGAGAACCAAGGACAGCUAUGGCUGACAACACCUCCUUUGGUACAGUGAUGUCUACGUCUUCUGAAUGUGUGCCAAGAUACCUUGAACCUGUUGACAAAUGCAGCCAGUAUGUGUGUGUGAAUACGGGCUGGAUGUUAUACAACCUUUCGAGGAACUGCCCUAAGGAUGUGCAGAAGCCAGACUGUGGUUUUCGAGGAAUGCCAGUUCAAGUUAACAUUGAUAGUUGUUGCCCAGAAUGGGAAUGUCCCUGUCAGUGUUCUGUACUGUCUGAACUGAGUGUUAUUACAUUUGAUGGAAACAACAUAGCCCUCUGUAAUAUGGCUUCCUACAUCUUAGUCAAGUUACCAGGAGAAAUUAUUGUUGCUCAUAUUGAAAAAUGUCCUGCUAAUCAGAGUGCAAAUUCAAUAAGAAAACUAGUUCCCCCUGCAAGCACUUCAGGGCUCUGUUUUAAGAAAUUAAAUGUAACAACACGUGCCUAUAAAUUAGUUAUCCAUCGUUUAGCAAGAAAAGUAGUAGUGGAUUCUGUAAUUCAAGCACUACCAUUUUCAAGAGAGGGACUGAGUGUUCAGGACACUGGUGCAAUGUAUGUCGUGGAGACCCCAGCUGGCAUUAGCAUCAAGUGGGCUCACGUCACAGGCAUCAUAGACUUACAGUAUGGGCCACACUCCCACACACCGCUGAAGACCGAAGGACUUUGUGGGGUGUGUAAUGGAGACCCUACCGAUGACCUGAAAAUGCAAAACAGGACCAUAAUUACAAAUAUGGAGGAAAUGGAAAUGUUCAUUAAGAGUUGGGAAAUUGAGAAAUCGUUUGAUGUAACAACCAGGAGGCCAGUAAGAAAUUGUACUGAAGAUAACUGCACGUACUGUAUGGAACUGUUAAACAGAAGCAUUUUCAUCCCUUGUCACAAGAAAGUGUCACCACAGGAGUUUUGUGAGAAAAUGUGGAUCAACAGUACUUAUUUUUGGAAUUACGAGUGUGAUGCACUUUCUGCAUAUGUGACUUUAUGCAACAAACACAACAUCUGUAUUAAAUGGAGGACACCUGAUUACUGUUCAUUGAGCUGUCCUGAAGGCAAGGAAUAUCAGCCCUGUGUGCAACCCUGUGAAGCCAAGACGUGCUUGAAUAAAUGGUUCUAUGAAGAUUCUCCUUGUUCCUAUUUAAGGGAAGAUUGUGUGUGUAAAAAUGGCACUAUUCUGCAUAGAACAGACUCUGACCUCUGUAUACCAGAAGAAAAAUGUACAUGUACAGAUAACAGAGGACAGCCCCGCUCUGCUGGGGAGAUCUGGAGUGGGUCCACAAGAGGCUGUUGCAUGUACAACUGUUUAGAAAAUGGAAGUAUUAUUUCUGUAGAGCCUGAAUGCAGUGAGGAUCCACCACUAGUCUGUGAAAGAGAAGGAGAAGUUAUCAUCCAAGUCAUUGAAGAGCGAGCUUGCUGUCCAAAGAAAGUUUGUGAAUGUAACAUGUCAUUGUGCGAUGCCAUUAUUCCAACAUGCAAACCUAAUGAAAAAUUAGUGGUAGGCUACCACCCCCUGUCCUGCUGUCCACAGUACCGAUGUGAAUGUGACCCUUCAGUUUGUUUCAAUGCUUCCCAUCUGGACUGCAGAGAAGAUCAAUUUAUUGUUGAAGCGAAACAGGAAGAUCCCUGUUGUUUCUCUUAUCUCUGUGUUUGUGAAUCCUGUAUUGAGCCUGUUCCCUUGUGUAAUGAGGGGGAAAUUCUCACUGUGGACCCUAAUACCAUACAUUACUGUUGUCCUCAUUACUACUGCGUUUGUGAUGAAAAUCUUUGUUCUGAGCCUCCCAAGAAUUGCACAGAUGACAUGAUACUUGUGAAGAAAAAAAUACCUGGACAGUGUUGUCCAGAAUGGCACUGUGAAUGUAGCUGUGAAAAUGCUACUGUGCUGACCUGUAAAUUGGGAGAAGUUAAGAAAAUCGGCAGUAGCGUUUCCACUGCUUGUGGAUGCACUCACUACAUUUGUGAGAAGGAUGAUGUGUGCAUCUUCCAAGAGGUCACAGUACUGAAUCCUGGACAGUCAGUGAUUCAGUACUUGGAUGGAGACCUUUGUUACACUAUACAGUGUUUACAAGAAAAAGAUCAGAAGACAGGAUUCAAUGCCCUGCAUUUUACAAUGGUGAACUGUUCCCAGCAAUGUGAAGCUCAUCAAAUAUAUGUUCCUUCUUCCAGUCACCAUACUUGUUGUGGUACCUGUCAAAACGUAUCCUGCUCUUUUCAUACUGAGAAUGGAACACUCAUUGUGUAUGAGGAAGGAAGCACCUGGAGCUCUAACUGCACCAACUACAAAUGUGAAAGAACCGCUGUGGGAGCAAUCAUACUGGGGUCAAGUGUUGUCUGCCCCCCGUUUAAUGACACUGAGUGUACAAAGAAUGGAGGAAUUGUGCAGAUGUAUAAUGAUGGCUGCUGCAAGACCUGCAAAAAGGAAGAAAGGAUUUGCCAGAAAAUGACAAUCAGGACAACCAUAAGAAAAAAUGACUGUAUAAGCCAAAGCCCGAUAAAUGUGGCUUCUUGUGAUGGAAAAUGCCCCUCUGCAACGAUUUUCAACGUCAAUAUUGAUAGCCAUUUAAGAUUCUGUAAAUGCUGUCGAGAAAGUGGAACACGUAAUCUGACGGUGCCACUGCACUGCUCAGGAAAUGGCACUGACAUUAUGUACGUCAUUCAAGAGCCUAUAGACUGCUCAUGCCAGUGGAACUGA
Molecule: messenger RNA, 4253 nt
Organism: Merops nubicus (carmine bee-eater)
Lineage: Eukaryota; Metazoa; Chordata; Aves; Coraciiformes; Meropidae
Gene: OTOGL
Product: otogelin-like
Exons: 26
Biological process (GO): L-arabinose metabolic process
Cellular component (GO): extracellular matrix
Molecular function (GO): alpha-L-arabinofuranosidase activity
Source: RefSeq, a predicted model, not a curated record